UGCCUGAACUGUUGCUGUUCUCCCUCUCCCUCUGUUCCCUCUGUUAAAACAUGGCCCAUCGGCUGCGGUUUCAUUUUGGCUCUGGGCGAAGCAACACAGCCCCAGAAUCGGAGGUUCUCGACCGGGAGAGAGAAGAUGACUUUUUCAUGGCAUUCCACACUUUGCCAAGGAGAAGCAGUCCUCACACUUUUGCCCAACAUGGAGCAGAAUACGGCGGUGGGGAUUUGAAAGAAGCGGGCUCGUUAAAGAGGAGUACAUCCAUGUUUAUUCCCCAGCUGCUGAGCAGCAUGGAUGUGCGUCCCACCAGAAGCUCGUCCAUGCAGAUCUCUCUCCAGUGCAAAGCGGUGAACGGCUGCGCGGAUGAGUGUGCAACUCUGGAAUCUCCGGAGGAGACGCUGUCUUGUAAGUUCUCUGACUUCAGGGAGCACUAUGCACCCUCUGCGGAAAACCAUUCUUCUUGUCCAAGCAGUCCAGAGGGCACUCCGGGAAGUUCCCCCCCAAGGCCGAUAGGAGAGUCAGGGCAGCAGAUGAACGGAACUGUUUGCUCUAACCGCAGAGUGGUUUGCAGUAUUCCUCCUAACAUGCAGAGUGAGGAUGCUCUGUCAGCUGCCCGGGAGGAUGAGGGCAAUGUAGCGGCUUCAGGUUUAAACAUAAGUGGAGUGAGGAUCCAGCAUCGGGCAUCAAGCACAGACGUACCACAGGUGACUCUGUUGCCUUUUGGGUCCGAGGCUCUGAAUAACACUCCCACCCCUGAACCCCGGCGCUGGUCUUUGCAGCACGUGCCGGAUAUGUCAGCGAAUGCAGGGAAGAAGCUGUUUGUGCUCCAGUUACAGCAGCCACAGGCAAGUGGCACAGGUGGCGAAUACAACUUUGGUUUCACUGGCACGAAAGGGGACCGGCUGGUCAGGUAUCCUCGGAUCCAGCUAGAAAGGAGCACUUCCUACCCUGUCCAGCUGCCGACAGAAGAAACCAGCCCCAGAGGUGAUGGAUUGGAUUCAGAACCACAUGGAAAUGGCAGAAGUGGGGCAGAAAUCUCUCGAAGUGGUUCAGUAGAGAGGAUUCCUCAAGGGCAGGGCUGUCUGUUUAAAAUCAGGCCGGAUCAGGGCACGAGGCAGCAGCACUUCAGGAUCCUUGUCACUCGGGGUCCUGAGGAACAAAGCCAGGCUGGUGACACAGAGGGUGCCGGUAGCCCCGGUCCUGCAGCAGCUGGCCCUGCGACCAGAGACGACUUCCUGGGGCAAGUGGAUGUGCCGCUCAGCCACCUCCCGACUGAAGACCCAACAAUGGAAAGGCCGUACACUUUUAAGGAUUUCCUUCUCAGACCAAGAAGCCACAAGUCUCGUGUAAAGGGGUUCUUGAGGCUGAAGAUGGCUUACAUGCCUAAAAAUGGUGGCCAAGAGGAAGAAAACGAUCAACGGGAUGAAUCUGAGCAUGGGUGGGACAUGAUUGAUCCCAAUGACGCUGCAUCUCAACGUCAGGAGGAGCUGCCACCUCCACCACUGCCUCCUGGGUGGGAAGAAAAGGUGGACAACCUAGGGCGGACUUACUACGUCAACCAUAACAACAGGACAACCCAGUGGCAUCGACCAAGUUUGAUUGAUGCAGGAUCCGAUUCUGACAACAAUAUCAGACAGAUAAACCAAGAAGCGGCCCAUAGGCGGUUCCGUUCUCGGAGGCACAUUAGUGAGGAUUUGGAACCGGAACCUAUGGAGAGUGGAGACAUUCCUGAGCCUUGGGAAACCAUUUCAGAGGAGGCGAGUGCGAGUGGCGAUUCCCUGAGCUUGUCGUUGCCACCACCUCCUGCGUCUCCUGUGUCCCGGACCAGUCCUCAGGAGCUGUCUGAGGAGCUGAGCAGAAGGCUUCAGGUCACUCCUGACUCCAACGGGGAACAACUCACUUCUUUGAUUCAAAGAGAUCCUUCUUCAAGGUUGAGAUCCUGCAGUGUGACAGACACCGUUGUGGAACAGUCUCAGCUAUCCUUGCAGAGCAGUCCUGCUAGGAGAGCACGUUCUUCAACUGUCACAGGUGGUGAGGAGCCAACGCCGUCCGUAGCCUACGUGCACACCACACCAGGCUUGCCUUCAGGCUGGGAGGAGAGGAAGGAUGCAAAGGGACGCACCUACUAUGUCAACCACAACAACCGAACCACAACGUGGACGCGGCCCGUUAUGCAGCUGGCAGAAGAUGGCAUGGUCGGUUCAGCAGCAAACAGCAGCAACCACUUAAGCGAACCCCAGAUAAGACGGCCCCGUAGCCUCAGUUCCCCCACAGUGACUUUGUCUGCUCCACUAGAGGGCAUGAAGGACUCGCCGGUGCGCCGAGCGGUGAAGGACACCCUAUCCAACCCCCAGUCUCCCCAGCCCUCUCCUUAUAACUCACCCAAACCACAGCACAAAGUUGCGCAGAGCUUCCUCCCUCCUGGCUGGGAGAUGCGAAUAGCACCCAAUGGCCGGCCCUUCUUCAUUGACCACAAUACGAAAACCACCACCUGGGAGGAUCCGCGGCUGAAAUUCCCAGUGCAUUUGAGGACAAAAGCAUCUCUGAACCCCAAUGAUCUGGGCCCUCUCCCUCCCGGUUGGGAGGAGCGGAUCCACCUGGAUGGCAGGACGUUUUACAUUGACCACAGAAGCCAGGUGUUGAUAUGUGGCGACAUUGAUACCAGAGACUUAGUGCCCUCGUACGAUAAUAAAAUCACGCAGUGGGAAGACCCCCGGCUGCAGAACCCAGCGAUUACUGGACCAGCUGUGCCAUACUCGAGGGAGUUCAAACAGAAGUAUGACUACUUCCGCAAGAAACUAAAGAAACCAGCUGACAUACCAAACCGGUUUGAGAUGAAGCUCCACAGAAAUAACAUUUUCGAGGAGUCCUACAGAAGAAUCAUGUCUGUGAAGAGACCUGAUGUGCUAAAAGCCAGGCUCUGGAUUGAGUUUGAGUCAGAAAAAGGACUGGACUAUGGAGGUGUGGCCAGAGAGUGGUUUUUCCUCUUGUCCAAGGAGAUGUUUAACCCUUAUUAUGGUCUCUUUGAAUAUUCCGCAACGGACAACUACACCCUGCAGAUUAAUCCUAAUUCAGGUCUGUGUAAUGAGGAUCAUCUGUCGUACUUCACCUUUAUUGGGCGGGUGGCUGGACUGGCGGUCUAUCAUGGGAAGCUGUUGGACGGCUUCUUCAUCAGACCGUUUUACAAGAUGAUGCUGGGGAAGCCAAUAACCCUGAAGGAUAUGGAGUCCGUGGAUAGCGAGUACUACAACUCCCUGAAGUGGAUCCUGGAAAAUGACCCUACUGAGCUGGAUCUAAUGUUCUGCAUAGAUGAGGAGAACUUCGGACAGACAUAUCAAGUCGACCUGAAGCCAAAUGGGUCCGAAAUCAUGGUGACAAAUGAGAACAAACGGGAAUACAUUGACCUGGUCAUCCAGUGGAGGUUUGUAAACAGAGUCCAAAAGCAAAUGAACGCAUUUUUGGAGGGAUUCACAGAACUCCUUCCUAUCGAUCUGAUCAAAAUCUUUGAUGAAAAUGAACUGGAGUUGUUGAUGUGUGGCCUGGGCGAUGUGGAUGUCAAUGACUGGAGACAGCACACGAUCUACAAGAAUGGCUACUGCCCAAACCACCCUGUCAUCCAGUGGUUCUGGAAGGCCGUGCUGCUGAUGGAUGCCGAGAAGCGGAUUCGGCUGCUGCAGUUUGUCACUGGGACGUCACGCGUGCCUAUGAAUGGAUUUGCUGAACUCUAUGGUUCAAACGGUCCUCAGCUGUUUACAAUAGAGCAAUGGGGGACUCCUGACAAGCUGCCCAGAGCUCACACAUGCUUUAACCGCCUGGACUUACCUCUGUACGAAUCCUUUGAGGAUUUGCGAGAGAAGCUCCUCAUGGCAGUUGAGAACGCCCAAGGGUUCGAAGGAGUGGAUUAAACCAUCGCCGCCUCCCCUUCCAGCAAGUUCCACUUGCACCUGUGUGACUGCCUGGGGCCUGAGGGACUGUGGCGGCACAGCUGCACAGUGCUGGCUCUCGGAGCAGACCCUCGGGCGGCAUGGUUGCCCGCACCCAGACAUUUGGAAUGCGAGCAGCCUCUCGCCGUGUCCCAGCGGGCUACCCACUGAUGCCCAGGCGCUCGGAUCACAUUUCAGCAGGACUCACUAUUUAUGUUGUGCCUCUGUAGGCAAAGCCCUUAAAUAUUUUCCAUAAUUCCUAAUGGCAAGGAAUGGGAUUAAUCAUUUACAGGUAGAGCGUUACCCCUCUUGUUUCCUUUCUAAUUAAUUUAGACACUUUCAGAUUUUAUUUCAUUACAAUUAAAUAUCAAAUACUUGGAAAAAUGAGCAUUUUCCUUAAUUCCUACCAGCCUUGAUACCCGUGUUGUUUUUCCAAAGCACACUUUGAGCCUUGUGUUCCCGAACUGCUACGAACAUAGGAGGAAGCGAUGCUGGAAGUUUUCUCGACGGGGGCUGUGUAUCGAGAUUUCCCUCACACACGUUGGAAUUUCUCUGCUCCCGCAACACAGACUGGACGUGGCGUUUUGUACGAACACUAGACUGGGGCCCAGUCACGGUGACCCACCCACAUGCCAGAGACCGUGCUGAGUGAAGCCGCUGCCUCACUGCUGGUAAUGUUUCCAAGGACAAAAGCAUUCAGGGGGUUGGUGUUACUCCUGUCAGGAAGAGAUGUUUAACCCUCCUGUCUUUGUACAGCGAUUCUUUUAUUGUCCCUCCCUCUCCACCGCCUGCCACGGAGGCACUGACUGGAACCUGGCACUGCGAAACAGGUCUGUGCAUCUCCUGUUCAUAUGAGUUUGCUGACAGUAUCAAAACAACCAAGGGGGUCGUUCCUGACUGCACAGACUCUAAAGGCACUUUAUGUAACCCAGGGGAGUCGUAUCUGGUUGUAUCACACGCAAUGUGGUUGUUCCUCACCGCACACCCUUCUGGUGCAAUCUCACUCCGUUGUGAAUUGGCUGCUGAUGUACAAAAGAAUCCAGAGAGGCAGAGCUGAGCCUGCAGCCGUGCUCCUCAGCACUGGUUUGGGAUUGAUUUUUUACUUAAUCACAAAGGUUUAUUUAAUAUACACUGCUAUCUAUCUAAUCAAUUUUGUUACCUAUGACAUGUUGCAUGCCUAAACUAUAAUGUCGGAGUUGCAUCUCCUUUGUGAUGGAUUAAAAGUGACCGAUUUGCAUUGGAUCCACUGCAGUGACUGGUUACAGCAUGACUGGAGCGGGUUUGAGGGAUGGCUUCAGCCGGGCCUGCAGUUUUCCCACAUACUUACCUGGGGAGAGGCUCUUUUCCAGGAACCCACAAAAUGCUUAUGAAGCAAGAUGCUGCCUCAGGCCACAACAAGAUUUCACCCCUUGGAGCCCUGCCCUUCCCCUCCCCUGUCCCGAGGAGCUGCCAUGCCCUGUCCAGAGCAGCCUAACUGCUGGUGGGGCGCAGCAAGCAGUGCUGGGGUAGGAAGGGGUGCUGUGGUUUGAACAUGGAUUAGGGUCCAUUUUCUGUUAUGCUCCCUGCCAUUCCAGUCUGACCUUUUGCAUGUGAUGAGCGAGCGAGAAUGCAAAAGCGGACAACACCUGGGUAGGCAAAGGAACCGCGCUCUGGUGAGCUGCGGGAAGGGGGAGAGGAUGAGGUCAAAGCAGGUUUUGCCGUUGCCCCGGAGGACGCCCUGUGCCUUUGGCAACAACAUGGGGUCCCAUCAGGAAGUGUUGUGCUCCAAACCUGGUGUCCUGCCUGCCUCAGCCAGGGGAGUUUCUGGUGUGGCUGGAGGCUCUGUUCAUGCCAGAACUUAACUCCUGAGGUUUAGGGGCUGCAGUUUUUAUUUUUAAGAAACAUGGAGUGCUGGGAGUGGCAGCUUGAGCAGCACAUGGAGAGACUAGGCUGGACUCGGGUAGCAGGGUCAGAGGCCCACCGUGCAGAUCAUGCUGAAAUUUGUGCUAUUUUGGCUUUCUUAUGGUUAAUGCAAACAGCUGAGUACAUGCUCUGGUCCCAGGAACUGCUCUCACCUGUGCAGCAUGCUAUCAUCAACUGUCCUACGCAGGUCUCCAAGCUGGCUUCCCUUUGAUCAGCACGCCCCAGAGGUUAUUCCCAACAGCCCCGGUGAAGGCAGGAGCAAGCCAGCUCCUUCCCUUGCACUCCCCAAGCCAGCAACACCGUUGAUACUCCUCACGGUGCUUUGCCUGUACACAUGCAUGGCAGCUCCUGGCCCUGUGGAAGCAAACAGCCCCAUCCUUGUGCAGGCCAUGAGUGAUCCAGAGCCAGCCAGGCUCUGUGACGGAAGCGCUGUGAGGGGAAGUGCUCGACCCAGUCCCUUUGCACCCAAAGCUUUUGUUACAGGUAAUUCAUUAUGCUGUAGCUCACACAAUUCACAUUGCAGGGCCAGUGGCCACACCGAUG
Molecule: messenger RNA, 6365 nt
Organism: Cuculus canorus (common cuckoo)
Lineage: Eukaryota; Metazoa; Chordata; Aves; Cuculiformes; Cuculidae
Gene: NEDD4L
Product: NEDD4 like E3 ubiquitin protein ligase
Exons: 28
Coding region: 51-3902 (1283 amino acids)
Biological process (GO): ubiquitin-dependent protein catabolic process; regulation of dendrite morphogenesis
Molecular function (GO): protein binding; sodium channel inhibitor activity; ubiquitin protein ligase activity
Source: RefSeq, a predicted model, not a curated record